Molecule: messenger RNA, 1052 nt
Organism: Colletotrichum destructivum
Lineage: Eukaryota; Fungi; Ascomycota; Sordariomycetes; Glomerellales; Glomerellaceae
Product: Putative indoleamine 2,3-dioxygenase
Exons: 3
Coding region: 1-987 (328 amino acids)
Molecular function (GO): heme binding; metal ion binding
Source: RefSeq, a predicted model, not a curated record
AUGUCCGAACGAGGGUGUCCCGUGUCUGGGUCUAUGGGCGGUGGAACAUGUCCCGCGGGCAGACAAUCGGCCAACAACAGACGGGUUGGGCCAAGAGGCUGUUCUUUCUCGGGCUAUACCCAGCAGGGCGACAUUCACGCCGCCUUUGAUAUACCGAGAGGGGUGGACGUGGACGAUUGGCUACGUGCUAGAGAACGGAAGGCCAUCAAUGAGAUUGUCUACUCAAACAUCCCGUCGGCGGACCACAUCGCCCAAGUUAAGAACGUCGACACCCUCGUCGCCGACGACAGAGACCUGCUGGCCGUCGCCCUGGGCGCCCCGGCGCGGCAGGUGAUCCUCCGGGCCGAGGGCAUCGGGCCGCAGAGCGGGUGGAAGGACGGGUACCUCAGCGCCGAGUACGGCUUCUGCCCGCCCGACUCGAACGAGGCCGCCGGGGCCCUCGCCAGCUGUCCCGGCCGCGUGUGGUCCGACCUCUGCGAGCGGAUGCCUGGCUGCGUCUCGCGGGGCCGCGUGCGGGAGUCCGUCGCCGCCCUGCCGCUCGUCGAGGGCACCGAGGAGAACGUGCCGGACCGGGCGCUCUGGGCGGCCGUCGUUGCGCUGGGCAUGCUGUGCUCCAUCUACCGCUACGAAGAGAAGAACGACGGGUACGACGGCGUCAGCACCAGCUCGGCGUCUGCGAGGCCGCAGGUCGGAAUGAGCGAUGACCUCGGGCCGGAGCUGGUAGGGAUACCGCGGAGCAUCGGGCUGCCGUACUGGCAGGUCUCGCGGCGCAUGGGACGGGCCAUCCCUCACCUGACCUUCUUUGACCAGGCCUCGUACAACAUCAAGGUGCGGGAUCCGACGUCGAUCCAUCCGUACGUUGGCCGGUUCGACAACACGGAUCUGCGGUGGCCCAUGUUCGGCGAGCGCACCGAGAUUGCCUUUUUGAAGGGGUGCGCCGACACGGCAGGUUUGUUGAAUCUUCUCUUCACGUGUUGUCACUUCUGAAUCUCAUCCUCUUACUCUUAUCCCCUCACUCUCGCUCUCACUUUCACUCUCACUCACCCACCCUU